This is a messenger RNA of Phalaenopsis equestris, 491 nucleotides long. RefSeq lists its product as uncharacterized. The record is from RefSeq and is a predicted model, not a curated record. NCBI's taxonomy places the organism in Eukaryota, Viridiplantae, Streptophyta, Magnoliopsida, Asparagales, Orchidaceae.
AUCGCUUGGCCGCCACAAUAAUGAUCGCCAUGCUGCAGUCAGGCCUUCUAUUGUGGCCAUGUUCUGCAACUCCAGGUUAUGCAUCAUGUAAACAGUUUUGCCAUAAUAAAGCUUCGGUUUUCUCAAGAAAAAUUGCUUUAGUUUUUUCUAAAAGGCACUCAGUUUCUGAGAUUGCCAAAUGCAGCAGUUCAUCUUCCUCCGGUGGCUCUUCUGAUGAUUCUAAUGGUUAUUCUAACAAGGACAAAGUGCCCUUUGGAUACACAAGAAAAGAUGUGAUCCUAAUUGGGGUUGGUCUCACUGUGAUAGGUGUUGGUCUGAAGAGUGGUUUGGAGUUUGCCGGAGUAGACCCCUUACAGGCUGGGAAUGUAGUGCAGUUGGUGUUGGUCUUGGGUCUAACUGUUGGAUGGAUUUUCACUUACAUUUUCAGGGUAUCAAACAAAGACAUGACUUAUGCACAACAAUUAAGAGACUACGAGAACAAAGUGAUGGAG